AUGGCCACCAACGUAUUCCCGGCAGACUAUGCUACCGUCCCAGUGUUCGAGUACACUACGGAGGAAGGUAGCUUCAUUUUAAGACGACAAUUCGAUUCGUAUAUCAAUGUAACUCACUUACUCAAUAUCGCUGGCCUCCCCAGAAAACAAAUACGUAGUAUUCUAGAUGAAAUUUGCGCCAAUGAUACCUUUGAGAAGAUAAAUGUGGGAAAUUGGAAGUACCAAGGUACAUACAUUCCCUUGGAAAGCGCGUUGAAGAUCGCCAAGGACGUGAAUGUGUACGAUAAGGUGGAACCUAUAUUCGAAAUUGACCUCGCAUUAAAAAUGCCAGUCCAACCUGUAAACACUUCAUCGAUUGACCCACCAGCACCCGUGCAGGCACUGGCUCCAAUUGCAGGCUCUUUCGAAACACCAGACAAACCGAAAAGGAAGAUCAAAGAACAAGAAAUAAGCAGAAAAAGGCAGCUGGUUGCGACCACACUGACUGUUCCAUUGGAAAUCCCAAGUAGCGGGUCUACUGAAGAAGUUCCAAAAUCCAAGUUAGUUGAAAGUGGCUUUCCUAGACCAGACAGAGAGAUUGACCCAUUUCUAAAGGCUGACGACGCUCUAUACGAAAUUUUUAAAGUCCUCUAUGAAAAUGAUCCCAAGGGCCUUGGGAUGCCAAUUAAACUCAUUUGUAUUGAAUUACUUAAAAUCAAUCCAGAAAUGAAGAACAUCACUAAAAACUUCAGUGCAUUUGUGAGUGGAAAGAUAUUGUUCUAUCUUCGUAAAAUUGAUAGCAGAAAUCGUAAUGCUAAGUACAUAUUGAAGAAGCAGCAUUCUAGUCAACUCAAUGCGUUUAUUUACAAAUAUCUUGGUGCAUUUGAAGUAGAGCUUGAUAAAAUUCCAAGGGAUACAGUUCCACUGGCAGUAUUGAAAAAGCGAAAAGAAAAACAAAGGAAAGAAAAGCAAAAGACAGCAAAGAAGAAGACAGCAAAGCUGAAGCGGAAGCAAACGCUGAUUGAAAAAGAGAAAGGAAAGGAAAAAGAGCAAAUGACAGAGAAAGAGCCAGACAAGUUGGUGAAUGAAAAGAGCGACAAAGAGGCUAUAGCAGUAAGUAACAUUAGUUCCAGGCGACCAACCAGGAACUCAAAUGCUAUUGUUGCUGUAGCUGCUCCGAGUCACACUCAAGAACUAAUUGAUGCCCAGAAGAAAGUUCAAGACUUGGAGAUCAAGAGACUUCAUGAAGCUAUUGAAACAUUAAAGUCAUCUUUGCAGAAAGUAAACCAUGUACAGAAGGGAAAUAUCCUAGUGGAUGAGCUCAAGUCUCUUAAGGUAGAAGUUAGUCAUUUAAACUUAAACUAUGACAAACAGAAGGGAAACAUAGCAAUGCUCUCACUCUUCAAAAGGAAUACUGAGCUUUCCCUGAAUAAUUCUAAAUUAAUGGAUGAAAACAGCUUACUAAAGGAACAGAUUGCUAUUUUAAGAAAUGAAAAGAAGAUUCUUGAAAAAUCUGCUGUAGAGAAAGGUACAGCAGAAAUUGAAAGCUUAGAGUCAGAGCUUGACGCCGAAAUUCAAAAUGUUGAAAACUUGAUCGCACUGGAUGAAACUUUGAAGACCGAGGUAGCAAAGCUUCCUCGAACUGACACGUUAAUUGGUGGGUACAAGCAAUUGGUGGAAACGAGGAUAUUGUAUCAAGAAAGAAAGUACCAGAAGAAACAGUUGGAACUGGAUAUGAAAAUAAAGCGUUUACAGGAAGAAAUCAGCGAGCUUAAUCAAAUGAUAAGUGAGGCCUACAAAUUGAUUCACUUCAAGGAAGAGGUAAUAUCAGUGGACAGAAGCUUAAUAGAGGAAUACCUGAAAGGAUAUCGUUGA
Messenger RNA from Dujonia railenensis, 1854 nucleotides. Lineage: Eukaryota; Fungi; Ascomycota; Pichiomycetes; Serinales; Debaryomycetaceae. The record is from the annotation of a GenBank genome assembly.